Molecule: messenger RNA, 470 nt
Organism: Blepharisma stoltei
Lineage: Eukaryota; Ciliophora; Heterotrichea; Heterotrichida; Blepharismidae
Source: the annotation of a GenBank genome assembly
AUGCUAUUAGAUAGAUUUUUUAAGGCUUUAAGUAUGAAUUAUUAUAUAAUUAAGAAAUUAAAUUUAAUUUGCCAAAAAAUAAUGAUUAAAGAAAUUUGGCUUAAUCCUUUGGUAGUGGGCAAGAUGUUCACUAUUCAGGGACUAAUCAUAAAUCAUAUAAAAUUUUUUUCUCUAAACUUAGAAGCUUAAUCGAAUGAGCCGAUCUCAUUAUUUAUAAUCACCAAUUAUAUGCAAAUUAUUUUCUGGAUACAAAUUUUAUAUUAAUAUAUUUUUUACUCUUAACCAAAGGGUUAACUUUCUAAAACAAGGAUUUUUCGAGUGGUUUUGCUUGCUAAUCAAAUGGGAUAGUUAGGACAGAAAUAAAUAGCACAGGUAAUAAUGAUAGGAUAAAAAACAAAUUCCUGGUUAUUAUUAUAUUUACAAGAAAUAAUUUUUUUGUAGUUGCAAUCAGUGAUGAGUAUAAUAUAUAG